Molecule: messenger RNA, 3393 nt
Organism: Pomacea canaliculata
Lineage: Eukaryota; Metazoa; Mollusca; Gastropoda; Architaenioglossa; Ampullariidae
Product: protein Hikeshi-like
Exons: 4
Coding region: 93-689 (198 amino acids)
Biological process (GO): protein import into nucleus
Cellular component (GO): cytosol; nucleus
Molecular function (GO): Hsp70 protein binding; nuclear import signal receptor activity
Source: RefSeq, a predicted model, not a curated record
UCACUCCUAGGUACUACAGCGUCAGCAGAGUAGCUUCCCUUGUGUCAUCGGCGCUGUCUGCAUGGUGCGAGAAGCUUUCGUGGGUGCCAGUAAUGUUUGGUAUUAUUGUCUCAGGACGCCUGGUAGAUACGCAACCACAGCAGGUGAGUGACAACCAGUUUCUGUUUAACAUCCCAGAGGCAGACAAUAUUAAUCAUGUUGUUGUCUUCAUGACUGGACAAAUGCCAUUCCCUGAUGGACUUGGCGGAGCAGUUUAUUUCUCUUGGCCACAACCCCAAGGCCCAGUAUGGCUUUUACUAGGGCAUAUUUCAAAUCAAAAACCCAGUGCUAUCUUUAGGAUUGCUAACUUGAAAUCAGGAGGGAACAGCAAUGACCACCAAAUUCAUUUUGGUAAUCUGGCCAUUGAGCAGUCGCACUUAGCACAGAUUGGAAUAUCAGUCGAGCCCUUGCAGCAGCUAUCCCAGCAGACACCAGUUACUUCGAGCAGUGACACUUCUGUUGCACCAUUUGUAGAAUUCUCAUCUAAAAUGUUAGAGAAUUUCUUCAAUUAUGCUUCUUCCUUUGCAGUGCGGCAAGCAGAAAUGGUACCAAAUCCUACAGAAUUAUUUGUUCCCCUUAGCACACUACAGAAGUGGUUUGAAAAUUUUCAGAGACGUUUACAACAGAAUUUGUAUUUCUGGAAAUCAUGAAGAAAGGGAGAUUGGCUAUAAUCUGCUCUUUCAGUGCAUCAAAGCAGGGCUAGACUUUUACAAGGCUUUUCUUUUCCACCCUAAUCCUCUUUUGUAAAUUGCUUGUGAAAAAUUCAAUUUUAAUUCACUAAGAUUACUUUCUUUCUCCUAAGUAAUUUUUGUGGAACUGCUUGCAGGCGCUGACAUUUUGAGAAACAAUAAGCAAAAGCAGCUUAUAUUAAUUAGACCUGUAGUUCUUUUGGUAUUUGAUCAUGUUUGUAAGGACAUUUUACAACUGCAUCAUUAAUGCACAGCAUUGAUGCUGAAUGGCUUAAGUCUUUUGGACCGAUACUCUUGUGAUUUUCAAGUUUGUUUUAAAGAUUUUAAGACCAAUAAAAUAGUCUUAUUCACACAAAAGAUUAAUUUGCUUUGAGAUUUAAAAAAUUUUUAUUACUCGCAUAAUUUGCUUUAAAAUUUUAUAAGAGGAGCUAAUUGUAUGAAACCAUGAAAAUGCCUUGCUGACUGGAGAACAAGAACCUGCCGCAGAUCUCAUUCAGAGAACCAAUGACUGUAUGAAGUCCACUUGCCACACUCAGAACAGCAGUAACCACUACUCAAACAUUCCAGCAGUGUAAGCUGGUCUGGCUUAGCCAUGAGACCGGGCAUGACACUUUGGAGAGCGGUCAAUGCCUUGGUGGUCAGAGGAAGAAGUGACUUGACUAGUCAUCCUGUGUAGGACCAGCUCCCUAUCAACCAAAACAACCAUGAGUGGUGGGUCUUGUCAACUGCCACAUGUAUCCAUGUUUUUCCUCACACCCCCAGCGACCCAUACCAGUCAAGAGAUGUAUGACUGGCUGAACUGUGCAACCAUACUACUGGAGUUAAAUGAAUAGACACACUGCUAGCGUACUGGUAGACAGGUAGAGUGUACAGGCUGCUGGAGUUAAAUAACCAUGAUAUAUUUCAGGCUUUCUAGGCCUUGUUCUAAAAAAUACCAGUAACAAAUAGGAAUUAGCUUUUUAUUUUAAGCAGUAGAUGUAAUUCUUGCAUACUUGAAACUUAAAUCUUCUUCGAUACCAAAACAGUUAAGGUGCAGACACCUGUGUUUGAUUCCACCUUAAACUUUUUACCCUAGAUUUAUGUGUUGCUAAACAAUUGUUUUGGCUUUUGACAUGUAUGUUUUAACCAAGCCUCUGUCUUCUGUUGUAUUUUGUCAUUGUAUGAGAACUGUUUUAGCUUACUAGAUACAGGUGUAUGCAUUUCACAGAGCUGGAGUUGUGCUGUCACUGAAACUAAAGUUGUGGAAGGCAGACUGACCGCAUUUUCUGAUCCUCAUAGAAUUCAGUGUCAUAUAAGAGACGUCAUUCGUUCAUCUUUUGAUAGGUAGCAAUAGUCAAACGAUUAUCCUAGACUUCUGGGACUGGUCGUUGGGUGUGACCACUGGAUGAGACGACAAGACUCCGUGGUGCCUGUUGUAUGAAAGAAAGUUGUCAUUUAGUUGUCUAGUCCACACAGUGCUAGUCCUUUGACACCCACCCGAAUUCCCCUUAUCGCAGCUUCCCUACUUGUCUUCCUUUUGCAAAAUCCCGAUACUUUCAGUUGUUGUUAUUUGGCUCCCCUUUGCAUGUUCUGUAUUUGUCUCUUAUUUGUCAUCAUUACUGUUGUUUAUCCUUGCAACAUUCAUAUGUUAUUUGUUUGUUCUUCUGUCCCGCAUAUGUUGUUCUUGUUCAUAAGUGCUACAAGCAUGCUCUUUAUGACUAUUAUUUUGCGCUCUACAAAUCUUUUGUCUAUUACUAGUAGCACUGUGUUCACUGAGCUCUUGUACAGCGCUUCAGUGACUUGAAUGAAGCUCUCUUUGAUGUUGAAUUUUCACCUCACCUACCACAGUCCCUCCUGCUGGACUCUGUCAAAUGCCUGUUGAAAGUUGAUAAGAUUAUGAAAGUGUUUCUGCUGGUGUUGAACAUGCUUUUUUAUCAGGAUGUGACAGUUGAAGAUCUGUUCAGAUCAGGGUUAGCAGUUGUUCCACGGGGAAGUUGAUCCGAUUCAGAUAAUUGCUUUGCUGAGGUCGCUGAUCAAGCUAUGGUUCUGUAGCAGUUUGCUGCAACACUUUCAUGAACGGGUAUGAUGAGGUAUUGCAUCCAUUCUUUGGGCUAGUCUUUAUGUUCCCAGACGAAUGGUAUUCCUGGGAGAAACUGCAUCUUUAAACCAGUAUAGUUAAUUAGUAAAGUGUAAGAAAAAUACACCUUUCUUAAAAUUAAAAAUUUCUGUCUUUUACACAGAGGCGAGUGCUUCUGAUUUCAUGCCUCCUCUGUCACCUGUGGGUUGUUUACUUCAGUCAUUGGAAUAGAUGUCUGUUUGUCUGUUUACUUACAUAUCAGUGGUGUGUUAGAAUUUUAGAAAUGUUUGGUCAGCCUAGUACUUUUGAGAUAUGCUACAAUAUUUAAAAUAAAUGUUUGCACUUCAAUUAGAAGUUGGAAGCUUUUGUCACUGCAGGAAAUGUUAUAAUCAAUAAAUAUCAAUGUUAAUAGUGAUAACUGGUGGAAGAACAUGGGUUCUUUUACAGGUUACUCUGCCAGUGUGUGUUUAGUAAGCAGUCUCCAGCGUGUGUGUUUAUGUUUUCCAUCUUGAGUGCCUUAUUGUUAGUUAAGGUUUUAUUUGUUUUUGUUUUUGUUUUGCACUGCUAUGCUCCUGUUUGGCUACCUUACAGAAAAGUGGAACAUGUUGC